UAGAGUCAGCCAAAAACGAGUGCGGAAACGGAAACGGCCAGUCGAUUGUUUCUGCACCAGCUACGAAAAAAUAUCCGAGCAAGGUGGUAGAAUUCCGUUACCUAAGUGCAUUUAAAUAAGGACAGAAAGUAACAAUGGCCCUAGAAUCAAGGAUCACCCAAGAAGAAAUCAAGAAGGAACCAGAGAAGCCCAUUGACCGAGAAAAGACCUGCCCCCUUCUGCUGCGAGUAUUCACCACCAACAGCGGCCGACACCACAGAGCAGAUGAAUUUGCGCGUGGCAACGUUCCCUCCAGCGAACUGCAGAUAUACACAUGGAUGGACGCUACUCUUAAGGAGCUGACCAGCCUGGUGAAGGAAGUGUAUCCGGACGCUAGGAAAAAAAUGACACAUUUCAGCUUUGCCAUUGUCUUUCCUGACCCCAGAGGGAAAGUGUACAGGUUGAAAGAUAUCGGCAACACUAUAUCUGGCAGGAAGGGCGCAGACGACUCCAUGACGUUGCAGUCUCAGCGCUUCCAGAUUGGAGACUACCUGGACAUAGCUAUCACACCACCCAACAGAGCCCCACCCCUUAACCCACGCAUGAGGCCCUUCUGAAUUUAAACACUUAACAUAAUCUAACACACAUCAACACAAUUCAGUUUUUGUUUAAUUUUUUCCCAUUGCUUCAUCUUGGAUGGUUUUUUGCUUCAUUUUAUAAAAUGUGACGUGUAAUAAAGUGGUCAUUUUUUCCAAA
Molecule: messenger RNA, 735 nt
Organism: Eleginops maclovinus (Patagonian blennie)
Lineage: Eukaryota; Metazoa; Chordata; Actinopteri; Perciformes; Eleginopidae
Gene: sap18
Product: Sin3A-associated protein
Exons: 4
Coding region: 135-596 (153 amino acids)
Biological process (GO): negative regulation of DNA-templated transcription
Cellular component (GO): nucleus
Molecular function (GO): transcription factor binding; transcription corepressor activity
Source: RefSeq, a predicted model, not a curated record